GGACCGCUGGGAAUACCGGGACCACUGGGAAUACCUGGAUCCCCGGGAAUACAGGGACUGCUGGGAAUACUGGGACCCCUGGGAAUAUGGGAAACGCUGGGAAUAGACCACCAGGAAUACCGGGAUCCCCGGGAAUAUGGGGACCGCUGGGAAUACUGGGAUCCCCAGGACCACCAGGAAUACCGGGAUCCCCAGGAAUAUGGGGACAGCUGGGAAUACCGGGAUCCCCAGGACCACCGGGAAUACCGGGAUCCCCGGGAAUAUGGGGACCGCUGGGAAUACCGGGAUCCCAAGGAUCACCAGGAAUACCGGGAUUCCCCGCUGGGAAUAGUGGGACUGGACCGUCGGGAAUACGGGGACCACUGGGAAUACCAGGAUCCCCAGGACCACCAGGAAUACCGGGAUCCCCAGGAAUAUGGGGACCACUGGGAAUACUGGGAUCCCCAGGACCACUGGGAAUACCGGGAUCCCCAGGACCACCGGGAAUACCGGGAUCCCCGGGAAUAUGGAGACCGCUGGGAAUACCGGGAUCCCCAGGACCACCAGGAAUACCGGGAUCCCCGGGAAUAUGGGGACC
Tinamus guttatus (white-throated tinamou) is the source of this 577-nucleotide messenger RNA. The record is from RefSeq and is a predicted model, not a curated record. NCBI's taxonomy places the organism in Eukaryota, Metazoa, Chordata, Aves, Tinamiformes, Tinamidae.